AUGCGCGCCCGCGACGUCCUCCUCAACAUCCUAUGGUUCCUCCUCGGCGGCGAAGUGCUCUUCCUGCUCUACUGUAUCGGCGGGCUGUUGAUGAUGAUCACAAUCGUCGGCAUCCCCUUCGGCAUCGAAGCCAUCAAACUCGGCUCGCUCUCCCUCCUCCCCUUUGGCGCCGCCGUCGGCAACCUCCCCGGCAUCCACGGCCUGCGGUUCGUGUUCAAUGUGGUGUGGUUUUUGGUUAUUGGAUGGAUUAUUGCACUGUUUCAUUUUCUGCUGUCGUUGAUUUUCGCGGUGACUAUUAUUGGCCUCCCAUUCGCCUACGAGCACUGGAAGCUCGGAUUCGUCGGGGCGUUCCCUUUCGGCAAAAUCAUCGUGCACUAA
Fimicolochytrium jonesii is the source of this 378-nucleotide messenger RNA. RefSeq lists its product as uncharacterized. Gene Ontology annotation, cellular component: plasma membrane. NCBI's taxonomy places the organism in Eukaryota, Fungi, Chytridiomycota, Chytridiomycetes, Spizellomycetales, Powellomycetaceae. Bases 1 to 378 code for a protein of 125 amino acids. The record is from RefSeq and is a predicted model, not a curated record. The transcript is spliced from 5 exons.